AGCGAAUACGGCACACGCGUUGCCGACAGGCCCACGACGACCACGACGAUGCCGAAAAGUAAAUUGGGCGAGGAUGUGUACAAGAAAGCAGACAAAGUGAACGCUGAGCUGUUCGUCUUGACCUAUGGCUCCAUCGUUGCACAAUUGUGCAAGGAGAUGCCCUACGACCAGGUUAACGCGGAAUUAGAAAAGAUGGGCGAAAACAUUGGUGUUCGUUUGAUUGAAGAGUUUCUUGCCAAAACCGAGUGUGAGCGGUGUCAGGAUUUCCGCGAAACGGCCGAGACAAUCUCGAAAAUCGGUUUUAAGAUGUUUUUGAACUACAUGCCUGUCAUUACCAGCUGGUCUGAAGACGGGAAAACGUUUGUUUUGAACUUGGAUGAGAAUCCACUUGCAGAGUUUGUCGAACUGCCUCUUGAAGCCCGCGGGAUCCUGUGGUACUCGAAUAUUUACAGUGGAAUUAUCAAGGGUGCCCUACGAAUGGUUCAAAUUGAAGUGAAUACACGCUUUAUCAAGGAUAUCCUCAGAGGUGAUGAUCACACGGAGCUAAGUGUUUCGUUUGUCCGAGUCAUCGACGACGAAGUCCCUCCCGGUGACGAGUAAGUUGGAACAGGUAACAAGCAGGUUUUAUGACCUUGUCCGUAACUCUCUUUGAUACCCCCCUUCUCUCCGCCUUAUGUAAAACAAGUGAGAAGUGUGCACGCAAGUGUGCACUUUUGUACCCAAGCAUGCGUCCGCAUACGCAGACGCAGGCAUCACAUAGCACUACUAUACACAAUUACCAUACACAUCUAAUAAACUACUGCAAGUAACUACGAGCGAGUGCGAGUGACCACAGGCAACCCAAGUGACACC
Schizosaccharomyces japonicus yFS275 is the source of this 852-nucleotide messenger RNA. RefSeq names its product TRAPP complex subunit Bet3. Bases 49 to 600 code for a protein of 183 amino acids. The transcript has 4 exons. The record is from RefSeq and is a predicted model, not a curated record. Lineage: Eukaryota; Fungi; Ascomycota; Schizosaccharomycetes; Schizosaccharomycetales; Schizosaccharomycetaceae. Gene Ontology annotation, biological process: macroautophagy; Golgi vesicle transport. Gene Ontology annotation, cellular component: endoplasmic reticulum; TRAPP complex; Golgi apparatus.